CAAACACUUGUCCUUCUAUCACAAAUAGAUCUUCAACAAUACCAACAUCUCAACAAUGGAGUUUCCACAGAGUCACCACCACCACCACCGGAGAGACGAAGACGAUGAACAACCACCGCCCUUUAACCGACCACCACCACCACCAUUUUAUCAAGACAACGAAUUCGCACCACCACCACCAUUUCAUCAAGGCAACGAAUUCGCACCCCCACCACAACGUGCACCACCUCCUGCAUAUUUCCAAGAAAACGAAUUUUCACCACCACCACUACCGCGGCCCUAUUAUCAAGAACCUGAGUAUGCUCCACCACCACCACAAUCUACACAUGUGAGUCACGUGCAUCACCGUCCCACGAGUGAUCAGCAAGAAUUCAAUUCUUUCAAUUACCAACAGCCACCACCACCAACUCAAGUGAGCCAUGUUGCUCACGAAGAAUAUCAAUCUGAGACUUCACAUCAUUCUUUCAAGCCUCAUUUGCCAUCUGGUCUUCAUUCUCACUCUAAUUCUGCCUCUGCCUCUCUCUCUCAUCUCGCAAACAAACCCACGGUCAAAGUCUACUGUAAGGCUCGGCCCGAUUUCUCCCUUACCAUCAGAGAUGGUAAGGUGAUUCUUGCAACAUCCGAUCCCUCAGAUGAGUUCCAGCAUUGGUACAAAGAUGAGAAGUACAGUACCAGAGUGAAAGAUGAAGAGGGCUUCCCCUGCUUUUCUCUGGUUAACAAAGCUACUGGUCAGGCCAUGAAGCACUCUGUUGGAGCUAGUCAUCCUGUACAGCUGGUACCCUAUAAUGCAGAUGAGCUUGACUCAUCUAUAUUGUGGUCUGAGGGCAAGGACUUAGGUGAUGGUUACCGAACUGUAAGGAUGAUUAAUAACAUCCGCCUGAAUGUCGAUGCUUUUCAUGGUGAUAAGAAAUCUGGUGGCGUCCAUGAUGGCACCACGAUUGUGCUCUGGCAAUGGAACAAGGGAGAUAACCAGCGAUGGAAGAUCACCCCUUACUAAUAAAUCGGUAUUGUAUUGCGGUCUCUAAAUGACGUAUUGUGUUUGCUGAAGUAUAGCUUGGAGGGUUUGAUGUUUAUUAUCCGUAUGAGUGGUUGGUGUAUUGUGUGUUUAAUCUGGAUACCUUGAUGUGUGAUUGAGAUUCUCAAAUUCUGCUGCUGUUAUUUUAUUUUCCGGACCGGACGUAAUUGAUAUCCAUAUAUGUUAUUAUGAAAUAUAAAACAUCUACUACUAAA
Pistacia vera is the source of this 1230-nucleotide messenger RNA. Its product is annotated as ricin B-like lectin R40G3. Bases 56 to 997 code for a protein of 313 amino acids. The transcript is spliced from 4 exons. The record is from RefSeq and is a predicted model, not a curated record. Lineage: Eukaryota; Viridiplantae; Streptophyta; Magnoliopsida; Sapindales; Anacardiaceae.